Messenger RNA from Cryptotermes secundus, 1458 nucleotides. RefSeq names its product leucine-rich repeat-containing protein 57. Gene Ontology annotation, molecular function: protein binding. Lineage: Eukaryota; Metazoa; Arthropoda; Insecta; Blattodea; Kalotermitidae. The record is from RefSeq and is a predicted model, not a curated record. The coding region runs from base 92 to 808 and encodes 238 amino acids. The transcript has 2 exons.
CUGAUCGUGACGAUCGUGACGCCUGUGACAGACGUUAGGUAUUGGUACAAAUUUUGGUUAAUAAGACCAACAUCUUACUUAAUGAAAGAGUAUGGGGAAUUCUGGUCUUAAACAACAUUAUGAAACUGCUAAGAAGACGGGCGUCCUUAAAAUCUCGCAGAAAAAGCUAACUGAAUUUCCAACAAGUCUGAAACAACUUGAACCACUCCUACGUACUCUGGACCUGUCAGAGAACAGGUUCAUUACAUUUCCGAAUGAAAUUGGGUCCUUCAAAAUGCUGAAACACUUAAAUGUUAAUCAGAACAGGUUGAUCUCAUUACCUGAAUCAGUUGGAGAACUUAGUAAGCUAGAGAGCCUGUCUGUGAGUACAAAUAAACUGACAACCCUACCACACACCUUGUCUAACCUAUCAAACUUGAAGCAAGUUUAUGUAAGUGACAAUCAGAUUUCAGAAUUUCCACUUAUGUUUUGUGGACUUAGACAUUUGGACGUGUUGGAUUUAUCAAAAAAUAAAAUAACUGAGGUCCCUGCAGGUGUGUCUCAUAUUCACGUUACAGAAUUAAAUCUAAAUCAAAAUCAAGUGUCAAGUUUGUCUGAAAAUAUUGCAGACUGCCCCCGACUAAAGACUUUGAGGUUAGAAGAAAAUUGCCUUCAGUUGGCUGCUAUUAGUUCAAGAAUAUUGACAGAUUCUAAGAUAUCUGUUCUGGCCCUUGAGGGAAAUCUGUUUGACAUGAAGAGUUUCACUGAAGCAGAGGGCUAUGACAAAUACAUGGAGAGAUAUACAGCAGUUAAGAAAAAGAUGUUUUAAAAGUAAUUAUAGAUGAGGAUUCAACAAUGUCUUUACUAUACAGUAACACAGUUUGUAUGCACCAUAUGAUUCCAUUUUAUGGAUAAUUUCAACUGCAAAAUUUGUGUGAUGGUACUGAAUAUGUUUACAUCACCACCACCACCACUUUAACAUUUAAACAUUUGACUUGUUCAAUAUGUUUGUAUUUUCAUACAUCACUUUAUAUACUGUACUGAGUAUGUAAGCCACAUAUAUCUAUAUGUAUUUUGUUACAACUGCCAUUUGUUUUUUACGGAGUAUGAAUUGCAUCCGUUGACUGAAGAGAUACCCAAAUAAAUUAUGAUUCUUGCCCCACUUCAAGAAUAGGUGUGAUUUGUUGUGGUGAUUUCAGAUGCUUCAAUCAAGAACAUUCUAAAUCAGUGCACUAGCAAGAAAGAUGUGAAGGCUUCAAUUAAGAAUAUGGUCAUAUACCUUUUGAAUUUAAAGUAAUAUGUUAUUGCUGUUUAUAAUAAGCCCUUGAACUAACAUUUCCACAGUAUCAGAAAAGUGUGUAUUUUCACUGAAUUUUCUACAGUAACUGAAUGUUGUUGAGCAGUAUAAAACAAUGUUAGAUAAUUGUUACGCUAUCUGUGUAUAUGAACAUGUAAUAAAAUAUUUUGAGUUUAUGAUUA